CACAGAGUUCUUACAUCUUUCCAGGACCUUGAUAAAGAAAAGGUCAUAACGAGAGUGAGAUACCUACACCUCAACAGGAAUUCAAUGACACUUGCUGGGAGAAUGACUUCCAUCAAUGACACCCACUUCCAUCCCCCCUUGUUUCACCUGCUAGGAAUCCCAGGACUGGAAACUGUACAUAUCUGGAUUGCUUUCCCAUUCUGCAUUGUGUACCUGAUUGCCCUUGUGGGGAACAUCACCAUUCUCUUUGUGAUCAAGACUGAACACAGUCUCCACCAGCCCAUGUUCUACUUCCUGGCCAUGUUGUCUAUGAUCGAUCUGGGUCUGUCCACGUCCACCAUCCCCAAAAUGCUGGGCAUCUUCUGGUUCAACCAACAAGAGAUCAGCUUUGGGGGCUGCCUUGCCCAGAUGUUCUUUAUCCACAUGUUCACAGGAAUGGAGACCGUUCUCCUGGUGGCCAUGGCUUAUGACCGCUUUGUUGCCAUCUGCAACCCUCUCCAGUACACCAUGAUCCUCACCAAUAAAACCAUCAGCAUCCUAGCUUCUCUUGUUGUUGGAAGAAAUUUAAUUCUUGUGACUCCAUUCGUGUUUCUCAUUCUGAGGUUGCCCUUCUGUGGGCAUCACAUCAUCCCUCAUACGUACUGUGAGCACAUGGGUCUUGCCCGGUUGGCCUGUGCACCCAUCAAGGUCAACAUUAUCUAUGGGCUCAUGGUGAUUUCUAAUAUCAUUGUGGAUGUGAUCCUGAUUGCCUCCUCCUAUGUGCUUAUCCUUCGAGCUGUUUUCCGCCUUCCUUCUCAGGAUGCCCGGCUAAAGGCUCUCAAUACCUGUGGUUCUCAUGUCUGUGUCAUGCUGUGCUUUUACACACCAGCUUUUUUUUCUUUUAUGACACACCGUUUUGGCAGAAACAUUCCCCGCUAUAUCCACAUUCUUCUGGCUAAUCUUUAUGUGGCUGUCCCACCGGCCCUUAAUCCGGUCAUCUAUGGAGUCAGGACCAAACACAUCAGAGAGAGAGUUGUGAAGAUAUUUGUACAGAAAUAAUAGUUCUGUGUCAACAUUUGGAAAAUAUAUCCACAUACCACCCACAUUUUAAUAAUCUGAGCUCUGCUUCAAAUUUCCUAUUAGAGUAGAUAGCAGUAGCCAGAUUUUUAUUUUUUAUUGGAAUUCAUUUAGAGCUGACAGGUAACUUUGCUGUCUGCUCUACCCACCCACCCCAUGUAACUGGACGAAGGGAAAGCACUGAUGGAAAAGGAAGAUGUCCUGGAGGCAGCAGUGGUUUGGGAGUAGAAUGGCUGGUGGGAAAAGAUGAGAACACUCCCCAUUUUUCCAUGUGUCUUCUCUUUAGGUACGUUCAGACCCUGAAGGAACACUCAUCCAACAAUCUCACUUUGUA
Molecule: messenger RNA, 1390 nt
Organism: Neofelis nebulosa (Clouded leopard)
Lineage: Eukaryota; Metazoa; Chordata; Mammalia; Carnivora; Felidae
Product: olfactory receptor 52E4
Exons: 1
Coding region: 85-1038 (317 amino acids)
Biological process (GO): G protein-coupled receptor signaling pathway
Cellular component (GO): membrane
Molecular function (GO): olfactory receptor activity; G protein-coupled receptor activity
Source: RefSeq, a predicted model, not a curated record